Molecule: messenger RNA, 1378 nt
Organism: Ananas comosus (pineapple)
Lineage: Eukaryota; Viridiplantae; Streptophyta; Magnoliopsida; Poales; Bromeliaceae
Exons: 4
Coding region: 1-1002 (333 amino acids)
Source: RefSeq, a predicted model, not a curated record
AUGAAUGAUGGCGACGAAGGCGACGCCAUCCCGGCCACACGCCCUCGGCGCGCCCGGGAUUCGGCGGGCGGCCACGCCGACGACAUGGAGUCGUCUGGUCCCCACGGCGGGGUUGCGUUCCACGUUCUACUUCGGAGGCGAGGAUUGACGACGAGGCGGGCGGCCGGAGGGGAACGAUCUGCAAGCGAGGCUGGUGGAGGUGGUGGUGGUGUCGGCGGCAGCGGUGUGAUCGGCGUAACGGAGGAGGUGAUCACGUUCGCGAGGAACAUCUCGAAGCAUCCAGAGACGUGGUUGGAUUUCCCGUUGCUUCCCGAAGAAGACGAUUUCGAAGAUUUUGACAUGUCUGAUGCCCAACAAGAGCAUGCAUUGGCUGUCGAGCGCCUUUUACCUAGAUUAGCAGCCUUAAGAAUUGAACUUUGCCCGAGCCACAUGAGUGAAGGUUGCUUUUGGAAAAUUUAUUUCGUGCUCCUACAUCCCAGACUCAAUAAGCAGGAUGCUGAACUUCUGUCAACUCCUCAGAUUGUAGAAGCCAGGGCCAUGCUACAGAGGCUACAGAAUCAGACAAAGUUGGAAAAGCAAGCGCCCACUAUCGAUCUCUCCUACAAGAAACCAGACCAACUUGCAACUCCAGAGGAUAAGCACUUUUCAGCUUCGAGAGAUACCUACGAAUCCUUAACACCCAAUACACAAGAAACCAAAGCUACUUUCCCUGAAAUGGAUCUGGAGACCGAAAAGCACCCAAUCCUUACAAUGGAGAAACAAGUAAUAGAUAAGUCCGUGAUUGAAGAAGAGCUAUUAAAGCCACAUCCCUCCAGAGAUAAGAUCCAGCCGUCGGAAGUAUCUAUUGAAAAGUUUGACGAUGAAGAUGACGCCGACGACUGGUUGAAAGAGGAGGACGAGGAGGAGACGGGCGUUCCUGUGAACACCUCGCUUCCAAUAGGAAAUGAGGAGGAUGUAUCCUUUAGUGAUCUCGAGGAAGACGACGAUGAUCAUACAAAAUGAUGUCCACGCAAAUGGACAAGCAAUUCGAAACAGAUGUCGGCCCGACCCAAGUUGGAGCUCUCUCAGUUUCACAUAAAUGUCGGUUUACUGUUCAUAUAAGCAAAACCAACCAGUUAUGAAGCGAUCGGGCUUUCGUGUCGCUGCUGUAUUUUACAUCUGUUCGUUUCUGUCUCCGCCUCAUGUUCUUUCAUUCGUUCGCAUUCUCUGUAGAUAAACGCCGUGCACAAUUCUUUAUGUUCCCUGAAGUUGCCUAUUGAUCUGUUUAGUUAUAUCUCAGAAUGGAUUGCUCGUGUUUGUUCAUAUGAAUUGCUUAUAUUUUGCUCCGCAGAGUGAUAUAAGAGCUACGAAAAUAUUAGCUCAUGUAGGUUGAAAUGGA